AUGAAUUUAUCACGGCCGGACAUGUUUCUGUUUACGUUUGGCGUCCGGCACCUGGAAGGCCUGGAGAUCACAUCUAAAGGGACCAACAAGCCCACAGAGAGCAGGUUUUCUUCGGUUCGCUCGGAGAACAAGAAGAGAAAGAUCACUGACUUUGAGUUGGCUCAGCUGCAGGAGAAGCUGAGAGAGACCGAGCUGGUGAUGGAGAACAUCGUGUCCAACGUCAACCACAGUCCUGACAGGGUGAAGGGCGUGACGGCGGAUCAGGAGGAGAGUCUCCUGCAGCAGCUGACGGAGAUCACUCGGGUGAUGCAGGAGGGCCAGCUGAUGGAAGACCUGGCACCACAGAAGAAGACCCAGGAGGACUGGGAAGUUCCUGCAGAUUACCCAGAGGAGCCUGAGCAGCAGCGGGAACAUUCCCGCUGCUGCUGUCAGCACAGCCAGCAGCCCCACAGUCCACAGACGGAGACGGAGAGGACACAAGCCGACGGAGCCGACCUGGAAGACGCUCCCGGGGAGGUCGCGGGUGGAGGAGAUGCUGCUGAGGGAGCCGAGGACCUGAAUAAAGGGAGAGAACCAGAUUUCACAGCGGUGAGUGAGGAGGACGCGGGUCCAGAGAGAGAUUUAGGCGCCAACGUCGAGGCGGACGCGAGUGAACGCAGAGAAGGAGCGGGAAAAAUCGAGCCGGAGGUCACGCUGACGGUGACGUCCGUGAUGGAGCAGGAGCAGGUGGAGGAGCUCACUGGGACGACGGAGACAGAAGCUUCCUGCAGCGCCGUCAGACGGAGGAACAACAAGAGGAGGAGAGCGAAGAAAGCCUCGCACUGACUCUGAAUCUGUUCUCAUCAGAGGGGUCCUGUUAGUGCGCCUCGUUUAGCUUUACUUAAAGUGAAAGAGUGAGUUUUAUAGGAUCAGCUGUCCACUGGAUACUAAAGGAAAGAGUAUAGUUUAAUGUCUUAAAACAGUACCACACUGAAAUAUUUCUUAAGAAAAAACCAGGGCCUCAUAACACUUAUAAAACUAUCUAAUGCAUACAUUUAUGAAGUGUUUUUAUUUAAAUAUUAAGAUGCUUCCAGGAGAAGAUUAGAUGUAAAAAAUGUGCUCAGAAUAUGAACACAACCCAGUGUUGUACUAUUUAUUAUUUAUCAUAUUUCAAUUGUCUUUUUGCACAAUUAACCUCUUUUCCUUUAAAAUGUUUUAUUUACAUGAAGCACUUGGAUUACAGGUGGUUUUAAUAUUCAUAAAUGAAUUAAUACAUUUUGAAAACAGAAAAAAAAAAAAGGUAAUUGGCAAAGAAAGGAAACACUGAUGACAUGUUGUGGUGUUACUGGCACCACUGUAGGUUAGUGAGGUGGUUUAUUGAGAUUCUAGGGACACGGAGCUUUAAAGCAUCAGUGUAACUGGAGCUAGACAUCGAGGCACAUCGGCGUCCGCUCGCAUGCUCUUUGGGAUGGCGGCCGAUACACAACAGAAGGUUUUCAAAUAGAAAAUAUUUGUUUACGGUCUUUCGAUACUGUGUUUUCAAUAACUGCAGAAUUGUAAUUCUCACCCAUAAAGUAGGAGACACCCUCACGUUGUCUGGAGCUCCAGCGAUACGACGCUCGACACGUCCUCCAACUCUCGACGUGUUCAACUUCCUGCCAUCGUUAUGAACAUUUUUAGAUGACACAAUUAAUGCACUGUACUUUAAAGAACGGGUGACACAAAAAGAUGUCCGUCUUCCCGUGAAGUGUUUGUGACGGAGAAAUCUUUUGUCUUCUGUAUUGACGUUUUAAGCUUUUUAAAGAACCUGUUUGUGCUAAAUUAGAUUUUUACUUUUAUAAACUGAAUUUAUUUAUUUUGAAGAGCACAUGGGCAUUCAGGUCAGUGAUUAAAAUACUGUGGAGAAACUAAAUAAAAUGUUCUGGUUCUUAUCUUA
This is a messenger RNA of Anarrhichthys ocellatus (wolf-eel), 1915 nucleotides long. RefSeq names its product RIC3 acetylcholine receptor chaperone b (gene ric3b). Lineage: Eukaryota; Metazoa; Chordata; Actinopteri; Perciformes; Anarhichadidae. Gene Ontology annotation, cellular component: neuron projection; intracellular membrane-bounded organelle; neuronal cell body. The record is from RefSeq and is a predicted model, not a curated record. Gene Ontology annotation, biological process: protein localization to cell surface; synaptic transmission, cholinergic. The transcript is spliced from 5 exons. The coding region runs from base 1 to 825 and encodes 274 amino acids.